This is a messenger RNA of Adineta ricciae, 1341 nucleotides long. The record is from the annotation of a GenBank genome assembly. NCBI's taxonomy places the organism in Eukaryota, Metazoa, Rotifera, Eurotatoria, Adinetida, Adinetidae.
AUGUUGUUAUUCUCGCUAUUUUUUCUCAUCAACGACAAUAGAACUGUUGCUUUUGCUGUUACUAAUGCUUCGUUUCUCUUCUNUUGGGAUCCUGAAUUGGAACGUAAAAUUGACUGUGAAGUGAAAAUGAUUGAUGGAAUUAGUAAACUACUCAAUCGUAUGUUAGCAUUUAUGUGUGAAAUACAACGAAAACAACAAAAUUUACUUGAGCAAGACACAGACGAUAUUGAACCAACGAAAGCAACCAUCGUUCUAUCGGAUAUUCGUUUACCAUUAGCAUGGACGAAAAUGAAAGCAAAAUCAGCUAUUCAAGAACAAAAAACAUUCGCUGUCUUCUGUUUGGCACGUGUUGGAUAUGAGAUUAUCGAUACAGGUAUGAAAUUCAUCGAUAGACGUUCCUCGGACGUUCUAUUUACUGAUAAACUCAUCUUUAACAAUGUUCCGCAUGAUUUCGAAUUGCACUUAGAAAUCUAUGCGUUAAAUAAACAUCUAGCACUCUCAUCAUCAGCAAAAGACUUUGCGAAUCGUUAUAGUUAUUUUUCUGUACAUGGGUCGCCGAAGGUAACACGGAAACUACUCGAAACAGGAAAUCAAUCAUUGGAACAGUCGCAAUCGAAAUUUGUUCGAAUCGCUCAUGCAAUUCUAACAAAAGGAUCCGUUUCGAAAUCCGCAAAACCUCGUUAUUUAAGAAUGGAUAUUCCCCAAGAAAAUCCACUCAUGCAAUUGCCAAUCACAGAAACCUACGUUGCGUUAUUCUUUGCCCAACCGCUGUGUUAUAUACGUUUAGCUACGUACACAGGCAAAGUUCGAGUUUAUAACAUUUCAUAUUCAUGUGUAUUAGCAGCGGGAUUUCUCAAUGGAGAAGAAAUUAUGCGAGAUGAUUACUCCGAUCAACAUCGAUUCUCAAUUGCUAUUACACCUGAAACGUUGAUUUUAGCUCGAACUGAACAAUUGUCGUUUUCGAUAUACAAUCGAGGUUUUGACGUCGAAGAAUUUUUUGUUGACGAUAUAUUUAUGCUGAAUAAUUGGACACGAGCGUUACAACAACAUGUGAUCGAUGUUGCCGCAUGGCAAAUCACUUUUGAUCAUUUACCGUCAAUAAGACGUGACUCUUAUCAGCUCAUAGCUUCAUCACCAACAUCGUCGAUUAGUAGUAGAGCGAUUAGAAAGAGACCAACAUUACGAUCAAAAACCAAAUCACUUAACGAUAUUCAUCAGGUCGACAAUGUUUCUCAAUCAAUACGAACGGAUGUUUUGAAUCGAACUAAUUCUAUUGUAGAUCUUUCAAGAGAUUUUUCAAAUACCGAUGAUGAUUCAGCGAUACUCCGUACGUGUUUGUAA